This is a messenger RNA of Diaporthe citri, 3672 nucleotides long. RefSeq lists its product as uncharacterized. Gene Ontology annotation, biological process: spliceosomal complex assembly. The transcript has 2 exons. NCBI's taxonomy places the organism in Eukaryota, Fungi, Ascomycota, Sordariomycetes, Diaporthales, Diaporthaceae. Gene Ontology annotation, molecular function: mRNA binding. The record is from RefSeq and is a predicted model, not a curated record. The coding region runs from base 1 to 3672 and encodes 1223 amino acids. Gene Ontology annotation, cellular component: catalytic step 2 spliceosome; U2-type prespliceosome; U2 snRNP.
AUGUCGGACUCGGACUUCGACCAGAUCCGCAAGCUGCAGGCCGAGCGCAAUGCCGCUGCAGCGGCCAAGAAAGGAGCCUCACGAGACCUCUCCUCCCAGCGCGACUCGUCCACGAAGGCCAGCCUGACCGAAGCCUACGACACCGAGCUUUACGAGCGCAAUGGCGCCGACAAGUUCGCCGGCUACCACACCUCGCUGCCUGCCGGCGAUGAUGAUGGCGAUGACAUGGACGUCGACGGUCCCGACAACUCGCGCCGCCUGGUCGGGCAGUACACCGCCACCCAAUCGCAGAUCGACGAGUUUGCACGGGGCGAGGGUGUCGAAGAGGAGGAUGUGCUCCUGGGCAAGGGCGAACGCAGCAACCGCAUCUCGGACCGGGAGACGGAUUAUCAGAAGAGGCGCUUCAACCGCGUCCUGACGCCCACACGCGCCGACCCCUUUGCGGCUAACAGGCAGGCGGGUGCCGCCGGCGAGGAUGGCGAGACCUACAGGAGCGUCAUGGAGAAGGCGGAGCUGGAGCGGGAGGAAGAACGAGUGAGGAAGGCCAUCGAGGAUAAGAUGAAGAACGGGGACGCCGAUGCGACCGAGGAACACAAACCCACACUGGCCCUGCCCAACGGAGAUAAGGAGAACGAGGAAGCCGGCUCUACUGAGGCUGCGGCUGGUCGGAAGCGCAAGAAGAGGUGGGACGUGAGCUCGACGGACGAUACAACACCUGCUCCGGAACCACAGCCCGAGAAGAAGAAGAGGUCGAGGUGGGACGAAGCUCCCGCCAUCCAAGUCCCAGGCGCCGAAGCCACCAAGAAGCGGUCGCGUUGGGACCAGGCUCCGGCCGCUACACCCGUUGGGAACACGGGCCUCGCUACACCCAUGCACCCCUCUCAGGGCUCGAUGCUCCCCGCGGCACCCAUCGGUAUGGACAUGUCAGCACGGAAUGCGCCCAUUAGCGACGAGGAGCUCGAUGCCAUCCUGCCGGGCGAGGCCGACGGAUACAAGGUUUUGGAGCCGCCGCCGGGCUACGCCCCAGUUCGUGCUCCUGCACACAAGCUCGUGCAGACUCCGGUCCAGACGACUGGGUUUAUGAUGCAGGAUCCCAACUCGGCGCGUCUGGGAGGGAACCAGUUACCAAAAGAGAUCCCUGGCGUUGGUGAUUUACAAUUCUUCAAGCCUGAGGACAUGCAGUAUUUCUCCAAACUGACCGAGACUGUUGACGAGGAACACUUGAGCGUGGAUGAGCUCAAGGAGAGGAAGAUCAUGAGACUGCUCCUCAAGAUCAAGAACGGUACACCGCCCAUGCGAAAGACUGCACUGCGUCAGCUAACCGACAAUGCACGAAGCUUUGGCGCCGGCCCCCUCUUCAACCAGAUUCUGCCACUUCUAAUGGAGAGGACACUCGAGGACCAGGAGCGCCACUUGCUGGUCAAGGUCAUCGACAGAGUGCUGUACAAGUUGGACGAAUUGGUGAGGCCAUAUACACACAAGAUUCUUGUCGUCAUCGAGCCUCUUCUGAUCGACCAAGACUACUAUGCUCGAGUGGAGGGUCGUGAGAUCAUCUCUAACCUGGCUAAAGCCGCCGGCUUGUCGACCAUGAUCAGUACCAUGCGACCUGAUAUUGACCACGUCGACGAAUACGUCCGAAACACAACGGCCCGUGCCUUUGCCGUUGUCGCCUCGGCACUCGGAAUUCCCGCCCUCAUCCCCUUCCUGCGAGCUGUCACGCGAACCAAGAAGAGUUGGCAGGCACGGCACACUGGUGUCAAGAUUGUGCAGCAGAUUGCCAUCCUGAUGGGCUGCUCCGUCCUGCCCCACCUCACAGACCUGGUCGAGUGCAUCAGGCCCAACCUGAACGACGAGCAGACCAAGGUGCGUACUGUCACGGCGCUCGCGACAGCGGCACUGGCUGAAGCUGCCAACCCCUACGGUAUUGAAAGCUUCGAUAGUAUCCUCAACCCGCUGUGGACAGGCACGAAGCGGCAACGAGGCAAGAAUCUGGCUGCCUUCCUCAAGGCUGUUGGAUUCAUUAUCCCGUUGAUGGACGAGGAGUACGCCAACUACUACACCUCGCAAAUCAUGGAUGUCGUGCUGCGAGAGUUCCAGAGUCCUGACGACGAGAUGAGGCGUGUGGUCUUGACAGUGCUGUCCAAGAUGUCUCAGACCGAGGGCGUCACGGCAGGUUACCUCAAGUCUCAUGUGCUGGAUGACUUCUUUUCUAACUUCUGGGUCCGUCGAGUGGCACUGGAUAAGCGGAACUACCGCUCGGUUGUCGAGACGACCUGCGAUCUCGGACAAAAGGUUGGCGUCAGCGAAAUCCUGGAGAGGAUUGUGGGUAACCUGAAGGAUGAGAGCGAAGCUUACCGUAAAAUGACAGUCGAAACCAUUGAGAAGCUCGUCGCAUCUCUUGGCGCUGCAGACAUCGGCGAGAGGCUAGAGGAGCGACUCAUCGACGGCAUCCUGCACUCGUUCCAGGAGCAGUCUGUCGAAGAUGUCGUGGUGUUGAACGCCUUCGGCUCGUGUGUCAACGCGUUGGGCACCAGGACCAAGCCAUACCUGCCGCAAAUUGUCAGCACCAUUCUGUGGCGGCUCAACAACAAGAGCGCGGCGACCCGACAGCAAGCCGCCGACCUCAUCUCCCGUAUCGCCAUGGUUAUGGCCCAGUGCGGCGAAGACGCUCUCCUGGGCAAGCUGGGCAUCGUGCUCUACGAGUACCUGGGUGAGGAGUACCCCGAAGUCCUGGGUGCCAUCCUCGGCGCUCUGCGAUCCAUCGUUACCGUCGUUGGUAUCAACCAGAUGCAGCCCCCUAUCAAGGACCUGCUCCCGCGGCUGACGCCCAUCCUUCGAAACCGGCACGAGAGGGUGCAGGAGAACGUUGUCGACCUGGUCGGUCGUAUCGCCGAUCGCGGGCCCGAGUCCGUCAACGCGCGCGAGUGGAUGCGUAUCUGCUUCGAGCUGCUCGACAUGCUCAAGGCACACAAGAAGGGCAUCCGCCGUGCUGCCAACAACACCUUUGGUUUCAUCGCCAAGGCCAUCGGUCCCCAGGAUGUGCUGGCGACGCUGUUGUCCAACCUUCGGGUGCAGGAGCGUCAGAGCCGUGUCAACACGGCAGUUGCCAUCGGCAUCGUCGCCGAGACGUGCGCGCCGUUCACGGUGCUGCCGGCGCUGAUGAACGAGUACGCCUCGGUAGCGGAGCUCAACGUGCGCACGGGCGUGCUCAAGUCGCUAUCCUUCCUGUUCGAGUACAUCGGCGAGAUGGCCAAGGACUACGUGUACGCGGUGGUCCCCUUACUGGAGGACGCGCUCAUCGACCGGGACCAGGUGCACCGGCAGACGGCGGCGUCGGUGGUCAAGCACAUCGCCCUGGGCGUGGUGGGCCUGGGGCUCGAGGACGCCAUGCUGCACUGCCUGAACCUGAUCCUCCCCAACGCCUACGAGCAGUCCCCGCACGUCAUCGACCGCGUCAUCGAGGCCAUCGAGGCCAUCCGCGUCGCGGUGGGGCCGGGCCUGGUCAUGAACUACGUCUGGGCGGGGCUGUUCCACCCGGCCCGCAAGGUGCGCCAGCCCUUCUGGCGCAUCUAUAAUGAUGCGUAUGUCAUGCAGGCUGAUGCUAUGGUGCCUUAUUAUCUUAACCUGUCUGAGGAUGGGAUCGAUCGGGGGGAGCUGGGGAUUAUAUUGUAG